AUGCAGGUGUCUUCUCGCCCUCCUUCAUCUCGUCAACACAGUCAAGCAGAGAUGAGAGGUCGUGCGCCUCUUCCAGUUUCAUCUGGGGCGGCGCCCCAGAACGGUCAUACCCGCAGUCACUCGGGACUCGACGUUGCCCGCAGUCCUCCGAACCAGAGCAACAAGAACACCAAACAUGUUCCAUGCAAAUUCUUCCGUCAGGGUGCCUGCCAGGCAGGCCCCGCUUGUCCGUUCUUACACUCCACUGAUGCAGGAAUUGACUACGCCCCGUGCAAAUACUUUACAAAGGGAAACUGCAAGUUCGGCGCCAAAUGCGCACUGGCGCAUAUCCUCCCCGAUGGACGACGAGUCAACCGACCGACGGGAGGCAUGGGUGGCCACCUCAAUUUGGGUGGUCGAGUGAACCCACAGGCAUACGUUAACCAGGACUCAGCCCUCACCAACUCCGUUCUCUCUCAGCAGCGCAUGAACGGUCACGAGCAGCCUCGAUAUGCCCCGCAGCUCCCCCCGCAGGAGGAGUACGCAUCGCUGCAACAGGCCCCCUACGAUGCGAUUCCGACGAUUGACACGGGCCUUGCCUCCGAUGCCGGAUCUAAGUAUGGGUCCCCGGCCGAAGAUGUUCGUUUUCCGAUGUCGCCCAACAACAACCACCUUACCGCUCUCGAUGCGGGGCUCCCGGCUUCAUUCGACAGCCAGGGUAUCUCGCAUGCUGCUCGUUACGGACCGGUGGCUGCUUCGAUGCCAUCGCAAUUCGGAUUGGAAUCGCCUCCGGCUCAGAGACCGGCCCAAACCGACGCUUUCCGCAACCUGCGUGACAUCUACGGCUCUAGCUUCCAGAGGAAGCCUUCUUCGAACAUUGGAUCGUCGCCUCCAGCCCCCGAAGACACCAUUGGCCCCCGGUUCAUGCACUCUGCCCGCCCUGUCAAGCCGCGCAUGCUUUCCGCUAGCGUUCCCCGACCCACCGCCCUCGAGGACUGGGACGAAAACUUCCCGAUGGAGGAGGACUAUUUGCCAGUUAACUUGCACGACGAUGUUCUCACCCCACAGGAGAAGCUGCGCCGACUCUCUCGGACUGACAACGACUUGAGCUCUAGUCACCGUGACAUCAGCGGCCUCGGCAUGACCAGUACCAGCUUUUCCAAGACUGGCUCUCCUUUGGCAUCGAGUCCGUCUCGUUUUGGGGCAUUGUUUGCCAAGCAGCGCCAGCGAAAAGAAGAGGAGUCUCAUGGCUCUUCUUUCCAUAUUGGAUCUCCUCUACGUGAAUCGUCAUUAAACCCAAUCACCAGCCCUAGCCUUGGUCCUAUUGGCAGCAGCCGUGCUUCCCAUGAUGGCUCGCCGUUUGUUUCAAGCCCUGGACGUCAGUCCUCGAUGUCGAUGAUCUCUGAGCAGCUUGGUGGCAUGUCCCUUCAUCCUGGUCCCACUCGCCACACAGCAGUACCCCCUGCUCGCCUUGACCGAACCAUAUCCUCCCCGGUCACGAACAGCAAGAUCGAAGAAGAGGAGCAGAGCGAUCUGGUCUUCUCCAUGGAGGAAGAAGAGGGUAACAAGCGGAGUGGUGCCCCGUGA
This is a messenger RNA of Penicillium canescens, 1566 nucleotides long. Its product is annotated as putative spindle poison sensitivity protein Scp3. Gene Ontology annotation, biological process: protein polyubiquitination. NCBI's taxonomy places the organism in Eukaryota, Fungi, Ascomycota, Eurotiomycetes, Eurotiales, Aspergillaceae. Gene Ontology annotation, molecular function: ubiquitin protein ligase activity; metal ion binding. The record is from RefSeq and is a predicted model, not a curated record. The transcript is spliced from 3 exons. Bases 1 to 1566 code for a protein of 521 amino acids.